Molecule: messenger RNA, 3130 nt
Organism: Phyllotreta striolata
Lineage: Eukaryota; Metazoa; Arthropoda; Insecta; Coleoptera; Chrysomelidae
Source: the annotation of a GenBank genome assembly
UUAUUUACAAACAGUGUUGUAUUGCUCCAUACUCCAUAAAUGUGUCGUCAUCAGCUGUUCGAUCGUAGUGCGUGCGCAAGCAGGAGUAUAGUAAUACGUCAGCAGGAAAAUGAUCCGGUGCAUUUCGCAGGAAAUUUAGAACUUCCUGUUUAGACGUCAUUUUCGCGUUUCUAAGUUCGUAAACUAGGAAAUUUUUGUUUAAAAGCAGGAAUUUUGAUAGUUUUUGCGAUUCUAUUAGAGAGGAUUUUCGUGUUGAUUUGAGUGAUGGUAGAAGGAAAAAUUGUAUAAAAUAUCAGGAUUUUCCUGGACUAGGAAAAACGGAAGAAGAAAUUAGUUAGGUGGCGCAAGCUCAGGCGAUGCAAUCUUUGGCAGGUCCGUAUAGUGUAUAGAGAUAGGGUAUAUUCGUCGAGCGUCGAGACGGAUCGUACGUCCUCGUAGAUCGUGGAUCGCGGUCCUCCAUGCAAACCAAUGACACUAACAUGAAUGUAGGCUGGUGGUUCACUGGUUGUGUGUUCACGUUCAGACGGGUGUAUGUAUAUGACAUAACGCAGAUACAGAUACGGGACACCGUGCUCGACCUCUACCUCUAGUCAGUGACGUAUACUCAUGGGGGAGUUUAGUUCUAGUGCUAAUACGAAUGCAAACAUCGGUUUGAGUGUUGUGGAGAUAUCUGUGAAUUCGGCCAAAAGCAACCCGACGACGUUAUUCUACACCACACCUACGACGUCUUCGUCGACGUCGAAUUCGAACGCGAAUAGUGGAAAUUCUAAUUCCGUCACCGUCGGUCGAGACGGCUCGCCGAAGGGCUACAACCCGACGAUGCAAGAUGACCUCUCGGUUUCGAUGUCCAUAUCCGAGAAAUCGGCCCCCACGGUGUCCUCCAUCGCCGGCGUCAGCGCCGAAGAACUGGUCACAUCGCCUUCGUCUGUAUCGACGUCGUCCAUCGGCCUGGAUAAGAACGUAUCGGCCGCUGUAGCGGCGGCCGUCGCGGCCUCGAAGGACUGCGGUAACUCCGUUAACGAUCUACCGAAAGAAUUGAACGCGAAAACGGUGCCAUCGUUGCAGCCGCUCUUCCAUUCGGCCGAAGCCAGCACGCCAGCUGGUGCACUGUGGUCGACCGCUAUCGAGGAUGGUUACGCUCCGAAUUUCACGAACGUCAACGGCGGGAUGGGUUUCCAGAAUUUCUCUUCGCCCACCCAGCAGCAGUUGUUCGGUGCUGGCGGGGGCGGCAACAACUUGAAUCAGAACCACGUGAACCAAGGUCGAAGGGCCAUCACAGCUAGUCAUAACUUUCCCCCUAACAUGGCGAGGCAACAGUCCCUUUCGAAUCAUCCGCUUUAUAAAGGAUACGGUUCUUGGGCCAAUCCUCCGGGUCAGAACUGGUCGCCGGGUAAUUCUUCCGUAUGGAAUCGCGGUCGUAGCGUACCGAAUUUGACACCCUUGCAACAAAUGGGAGUGGGACUUGCGGCCGGUCGGAAACCUAGUCCCACUUUUAAUCAACAGCAGGUCAUUUCGCCAGUUAAAUUUCGCAGAAGUACUUCGUAUCCAGGGAAAGGACCGUUUCCUCAACCACCCACGUUCGAAAUCACCAACAUGGAUGAAGCUAGAGAAAUGCUGCCUUAUCAGGAUCGAUGCGCCGUGGUGAACGCGAAUGGUAGCAGCCCUUUAGAAAAUAUGAGAGGAUUAGAUUAUUUUUUGAAUGAUAUUAUGAGUCCACACAGCAAUACAAAUGAUAUGAAAGGCUUUAUAAAUACUGCUAACAUGUUUCCAUCGUUACAAUUACAUGGUAAAUCACAUUACUUUCCGAACCUGGAGGACCAGGCUGGACCUGUCCUCUUGGAGGAACCUCCUAGUCACCUAGUCGAUAGUACCUUGGGCACGCAGCCGCUGAGCUCGCCGUCGCGGUCGUCGCCGCAUUCGCAGGGCUCCGAGGGCGGCGAGCGCUUCUCCAGGAAGGUGUUCGUCGGCGGGCUGCCGCCGGACAUCGACGAGGACGAGAUCACCGUCAGCUUCAGGCGAUUCGGGCCGCUGGUGGUCGAUUGGCCGCACAAGGCCGAAAGCAAGUCGUACUUCCCGCCGAAGGGAUACGCUUUUUUAUUAUUUCAGGAUGAAAAUUCUGUACAAAGUUUAAUAGAUGCUUGUAUAACUGACGAAGAUAAGUUGUAUUUAUGUGUAUCGUCCCCGACAAUUAAAGAUAAACCUGUACAAAUACGACCCUGGAGAUUAUCAGACGCGGAUUUCGUUUUGGACGCAUCCAUGCCCUUAGAUCCUAGGAAAACGGUGUUCGUCGGCGGUGUUCCACGACCACUUAAGGCUGUUGAAUUAGCAAUGAUUAUGGAUAGACUGUACGGCGGUGUGUGCUAUGCGGGUAUAGACACCGAUCCGGAAUUGAAGUAUCCGAAGGGCGCUGGACGAGUAGCUUUUAGUAAUCAACAAAGUUAUAUAGCGGCGAUCAGCGCACGUUUUGUACAAUUGCAACACGGCGACAUUGAUAAAAGGGUAGAAGUAAAACCUUACGUUCUCGAUGACCAAAUGUGCGACGAAUGUCAGGGGCAACGGUGCGGUGGCAAAUUCGCACCUUUCUUCUGCGCUAAUGUCACUUGUUUGCAGUACUACUGUGAACAUUGCUGGGCAACGAUUCAUUCGAGGCCUGGCAGGGAGUUCCACAAGCCGCUGGUGAAGGAAGGGGCCGACAGGCCCAGGGCUGUGCCAUUUCGUUGGUGUUAACGCAGGAAGGCUUAGUACUGCGGCCGAGGGCUGCUCCACUUUUUAGCUUAUUACCAUACCACUGUGGUCGGCAGCCCGACAGUUUAUUGCUUAGGCCAAAAUUUUAUAGUAGCGAUUAUACAAAUUUUUCGAUAUAUUUGAGAUCAUGAAUCAGUCCGAAAUAUAUGCGAUAUUAGGUGAUUUUUUAGCCGAGGCCCUCUCACCCCGGCAAAGCUUUUUCUAACGGAAAUCCCAAUUGGAAUUUGACUGUUUGUUGAAAUUUUCUCCCACGAAUCUACUUAAAUUCCUUUUGAUCAAUCAUUAUUGGCGUAACGGUCAUGCGACUAAAUCUUUUUUUGUACAUAAUUUCAGUUUCGUAUAAAUAUAUUUUUUAACAUUUUACUUUUUAACGAAGUAAAUAUUU